Chenopodium quinoa (quinoa) is the source of this 552-nucleotide messenger RNA. RefSeq lists its product as uncharacterized. The record is from RefSeq and is a predicted model, not a curated record. The coding region runs from base 1 to 552 and encodes 183 amino acids. The transcript has a single exon. NCBI's taxonomy places the organism in Eukaryota, Viridiplantae, Streptophyta, Magnoliopsida, Caryophyllales, Amaranthaceae.
AUGGGAGUGUAUAAAAUUCCAGCAGGGGUAAUUGAUGAUAUUCAUGCCAAGAUGUCACGUUUCUGGUGGGGUCAGGAACAAGACAAGAAGCGAGUGCAUUGGAAGAGCUGGAAAGACCUUUGUACUCUUAAGUGCCUUGGGGGUAUGGGUUUUAGAGAUUUGAAGGUGUUCAACGAUGCCCUCCUUGGUCGGCAAGCUUGGUGGCUUACGUGUAACCAAGAUUCUUUAUUGAAUAAGGUUCUCAGUGCUAAGUACUAUGAGGGAAAGAGAUUUGUUGAUGCUCAUUUAGGUGUCGGAGGUAGUUAUUCGUGGCGUAGUAUCUGGUCUUUGAAGGCCUUAUUUAAAGAGGGACUGAUUUGGAGAAUAGGGAAUGGAUCGUCAGUGGACAUUUGGAGCAAGCCUUGGGUUGACAACGGGGACAACCAUUUUAUUAGCACUCCAAUUACAGACGAAGUUCGAGUAUUGAGUGAUUUAAUCGAUCACAACUCUUGUGAGUGGGAUGUUCAGUGUAUCGAAAGUAUUUUCAAUGAUAGAGUAUUCGUAUCUGUAUAG